Gossypium raimondii (Peruvian cotton) is the source of this 1401-nucleotide messenger RNA. RefSeq names its product thaumatin-like protein 1. The transcript has 3 exons. Bases 183 to 1328 code for a protein of 381 amino acids. Gene Ontology annotation, cellular component: extracellular region. Lineage: Eukaryota; Viridiplantae; Streptophyta; Magnoliopsida; Malvales; Malvaceae. Gene Ontology annotation, biological process: defense response. The record is from RefSeq and is a predicted model, not a curated record.
CUUUAUCUCCUACUGUCGUUCCCAUUAACACUUUUGUCGUCUUUUCUUUUUGGGAAACGAUUCAACUCAUUUCACUCAUUCACUCACUUCACUCCACCAUUACUACCUUCCUUUCAUUCCCUUUAUUCCACCAUUUUCAAGCUAAGAAGAAGAAGAAGAAGAAGAAGCACAAAAAAACCCUAAUGGAUCUUCAUUUCAUCACCAUUUUAGCUCUCAUUAUCUUCCUUAUAACCCCAAAAGUUGUAUAUGGUGCUUCGUUCACAUUCAUCAACCGGUGUGAUUACACUGUAUGGCCUGGUAUAUUAGCAAAUGCAGGUACUCCUAGUCUGGGAACCACCGGAUUCGAGCUCCCAAAAGACUCUUCUCGUUCAUUCCAAGCUCCGACGGGUUGGUCCGGUCGUUUUUGGGGUCGAACGGGGUGUAAAUUCGACGGAUCCGGCUCCGGAACUUGUCUCACCGGCGAUUGCGGGUCGGGUCAAGUAGAAUGCAACGGACUCGGUGCUGCUCCGCCGGUGACUCUAGCUGAGUUCACUCUUGGAACCACCGGUGGUCAAGAUUUUUACGACGUUAGUCUCGUCGAUGGUUAUAAUAUGCCGAUGAUAGUUGAAGGCCGUGGUGGGUCGGGCCUUUGUUCUUCGACGGGUUGUACGACUGAUUUGAACCGAAAAUGCCCGUCGGAACUACGGGUCGGUGAUGGUGAUGCGUGUAAGAGCGCGUGCGAAGCGUUUGGGAGCCCUGAGUAUUGUUGUAGCGGUGCGUAUGGUACACCCGCCACUUGUAAACCGUCGGUUUAUUCCGAAAUGUUUAAGGCGGCGUGUCCGAGAUCUUAUAGCUAUGCGUAUGAUGAUGCUACGAGUACUUUUACCUGUACCGGUGCAGACUAUACGGUGACGUUUUGUCCCUCCUCUCCUAGUAAAAAAUCUUCCAAAGAUGCUACACCGGUUCCGGCAGUUCCGGAAGAAACUACCCCGACGACAGGUUCAACACCACAAGGAUCAGGGUCGGAAUCGGGGUUAACUUAUUCGUCGACGACAAGUUCAACACCACAAGGAUCAGGGUCGGAAUCAGGGUUAACUUAUUCGGGUAAUGGUUACGAGUAUUCGGAUUCAGGUUCUGGUUAUGGAUACUCAGGUUCAGGAUAUUCGAAUUCCGGCUAUGGAUACUCGGGUUCGGAUUCGAAGUCCGAUCCGGACGGAACCGGUAAAACAAUGUUGACAGAUGGGUCAUGGUUAGCUGGCUUGGCCAUGGGAGAUUCAUCGAGAACAACUCCUUGGAUUCUACAAUAUGCACCAACUUCUCUCCUUUUAAUGUCUACGUUUAUAAUGUAAGGAUCAGUCCUCAAAAUUUUAAUGUAUAACAUGUAACGGUUUUAUUGUGGUUUUAGUCCCUCUAUUUUGGUAA